Molecule: messenger RNA, 662 nt
Organism: Stegodyphus dumicola
Lineage: Eukaryota; Metazoa; Arthropoda; Arachnida; Araneae; Eresidae
Product: replication protein A 14 kDa subunit-like
Biological process (GO): DNA replication; mismatch repair; base-excision repair
Cellular component (GO): site of double-strand break; DNA replication factor A complex; nucleus
Molecular function (GO): single-stranded DNA binding; damaged DNA binding
Source: RefSeq, a predicted model, not a curated record
UAACGACAACCGCCAACUUCUUAGUUUGUGUUGCGUUCGUAAUUAAAUUAGUAGUUCGUUCAUAUUCUUUUGUUUUUAUAAGAAUUAAAUUAUAUUUUGUGCAAGAAAAAAUGGUACAUGCGAUUUUGGAAAAAGCCAGCAAACGUGUCAAUGGUUCUAUGUUGUCUGAAUAUAUAGGACAGCCCGUUUGUUUGCUAGGAGAAGUGAUUCAGGUGGAGCCAAAUGGUAAAGGUUUUAAAGUGAAAGCAAGUGAUAACCAGCUGGUUUGUGUUCAAGGAUCAGCACCUGUUUACGAUAUAGGAGGGAUUGUUGAGGUUCAUGGGAUAGCUUCUCUUAAUAAUACAAUCCAAGGUCAACAUAUAGUUCCUUUUGAGAGGGAUGUUACUGAAAAUUUUGAUCUCAGCUUAUACAAUGAAGCAAUUCUCUUGAUGUCUCGCCAUCGUGAUCAUUAUAUUUCUAUGGCAUGAACUAUACGGAAAUAGUGAUUGAUAAUGUCAUCUAUGAUUUCUUCGGUUGUCGUGCUUCACAUUCAACAUCUGCUAAUUUUCAUUUAAUUUUAGUUUGUGUUUUAUGUGUUAGCUAAUGUUGUAUUUCAUUACGAAAAUGUAUUUGCAAAGGAAAUGAAUUGCACUUUAAAUAAACUUUUGAUUUUGUUGUUUAAA